Penicilliopsis zonata CBS 506.65 is the source of this 507-nucleotide messenger RNA. RefSeq lists its product as hypothetical. The record is from RefSeq and is a predicted model, not a curated record. The transcript is spliced from 4 exons. Lineage: Eukaryota; Fungi; Ascomycota; Eurotiomycetes; Eurotiales; Aspergillaceae. The coding region runs from base 1 to 507 and encodes 168 amino acids.
AUGUUUGGAAGCUACAGCAGCGGCACCGGUGCUUUGGGGGGGGGGAGAGAGAGCGGCGAGCAACCCACGAUGCGGCGACGGGUGAGGCGUAACCAUCCACGAGCGAUCGAUCGAUUCGACGCAGGUCCACAGGAGCACGAAUCCGACUUGUCCAACUUUGCAACAGGCGUGUUCCGUCUGCAGGUCGCCCUCAUGUUCACCUGCAAUUUCGGUUCCAGCAACCUGGCUCUGCGACUGGGAUAUCGGCCAGGUCACUUGGCUACGGUCGAGGAAUCCCGCCUCGAUGAGGCACUGCUGUAUCUCUGGGCCUGUGCCAUCACGCGGCUUUUCCCACCCAUUCAUUCAUUCCCCCAAGCCUCGUUGAUCGCCGCGAGCACUGAGACCGACGUUUCUCCGUCGAGAACUUGGCACAUCGGGUCCUUAGCCUCCGUGAGGAUGUUGAACCACGCGAUGGCGAGUCUUGGAGAGGUUCGUGGUCGCAUGAAUGCCAUCCGUGAGCGCCAGUAG